Molecule: messenger RNA, 3689 nt
Organism: Mus musculus (house mouse)
Lineage: Eukaryota; Metazoa; Chordata; Mammalia; Rodentia; Muridae
Gene: Matcap1
Product: microtubule associated tyrosine carboxypeptidase 1
Exons: 8
Coding region: 625-2118 (497 amino acids)
Cellular component (GO): cytoskeleton; microtubule
Molecular function (GO): tubulin-tyrosine carboxypeptidase activity; metallocarboxypeptidase activity
Source: RefSeq, a predicted model, not a curated record
GCGCGUGUCUUUGGCGCGGGCUUCCAUGGUCUCGGCGGCCAGCGAUCGGCUUUGAGGAGCAGGAACUGCGGGCAGCAAAAGAGGCGUGAUCAGGGGUUCUUAUUGGUGUGGGCCACACCCUCUCAUUUGUCACCAGACCCCGCCUUCAGCAGUCAGGGACUCCAGCCUCACCCUGAAUUCAUUCAUUCUGCAACUAGUGAGUGCGUGGGACGAGAGGGUGAAUCAGACCCUUCCUGACCUCGGGGAGUUCAGGGCACGGUGGGGAAAUAUGGAUCUAGCCUCCAGCCAUGACAGCCUAGGGCUGUCAAGAAGCCAUCAAGACCCUGGGACCCUUUACACAUCGGGAAGGCUUCCCAGAGAAAGUGAGGCCUAAACCGGGCCCUGAAAAAAAUGGUUAAGAGGUUGCUCCAGGGACACAUUGGCAAAAGAAUUCUUGGCAGAAGAACCUGAGACGUGAAAGAAACAGGUGAAUUCUGGUAAUUACGUGGAGACUAUUGGAUAAGCCUGGUAGAAGGAAUGCAUACUUCUGGAGGGUGGAGAGUUUCUUGAGUUCCUGGCAGCAGACUCUGGACUCAACACGGAUAACAUGGGACAGGGGGCUUCCUCCUCUGACCACAUCCCCUCAUGCUGGUUUCUGCAUGCCGUUCUGUGUCCCUAGAGGUCAACAGUCUGGGAAGUUGGCACGACAGAGCUGGAUGUGACCCUCAGGAGAGAAUGGUGCUGGACUCGGGGACACAGGUGUAUGAGCAGGCACCCCCCAGGCCCCCUGCCGGUUCCCCAUCUCAGCACCAUAAGCUGAAGCCCUCAAACGGAAAUGGGCCACCCCUGUACCCCUGGCCUGAGUCCCUGGGGAUGCCCUUGGCUCUGGCAGUCCCUUCAGCACUGCAGCAGCAGACUAUGUGGCAGACCUUCUCAAAGCUGCACUUGGAGCAGAGUAGCCACAUGCGUCGCAGCGAGAGCACCUACAGUGUAAAUAGUACUGGCCGGCGGGGGCGUGGUAAAGCCCCGAUUGGACGGGGAUGCGAUCCAGGAGGGACCCUACGGCCUGCAGCCUCCUUACCUCACAUUGCUAAGAUUCGAAAGGAUGUAGGCAGUAGUAGCAGCAAGAGCCCCUGUAUGUUGGUGGCCCUGCGGCCAACUAACAUGGACCAGGAACGGGAAAAGUUCUUCCAGUCUCAUUAUACCUACAAUCCACAGUUCGAGUAUCAGGAACCGAUGCCAAUGAGUGUGCUGGAGAAGUACCAGGAGGCCUCUGCGCAAUUCAUGAAUCAGGCAGUUGGCAUCAUUGAGGCUGUCCUGGAGAAGUUUGGCACUUAUGAAAACUUUGAGGCUGCCACAGGGGGCCAGCUGCUGACCAAGUGCCAAAUUUGGUCCACCGUGCGCAAAUACAUGCAGAAGGAAGGCUGUGUUGGGGAGAUUGUGGUACAGCUGAGUGAAGAUCUACUGUCCCAGGCUGUGAUGAUGGUGGAGAACAGCCGACCCACACUGGCCAUCAACUUGACUGGAGCCCGCCAGUACUGGUUGGAGGGCAUGCUGCGGCACGAGAUAGGCACCCACUACCUGCGUGGUGUGAAUAAUUCGCGGCAACCGUGGCACAGCACUGAAGGCAGAUUGCAGUACGGCCUUCAGCCAGCCAACCCUACUGAGGAGGGCCUGGCUAGCCUGCAUAGUGUGCUGUUUCGAAAGCAACCAUUCCUGUGGCGCGCCGCCCUGCUCUACUACACCAUCCACCAGGCGGCGCACAUGUCCUUCCGCCAGCUCUUCCAGGAUCUGGCGCAGUACGUGCAGGACGAGGGUGUACGCUGGGAGUACUGCGUCCGUGCCAAGCGAGGACAGACGGAUACCUCCCAGCCAGGCUGCUUCAGCAAGGACCAGGUGUACCUGGAUGGCAUUUUGCGCAUCCUACGGCACCGGCACACCAUUGAUUUCCAGCUGCUGACCUCGCUGGGCAAGGUCUCCUAUGAAGACGUGGAACAACUGCGGCCCUACGGGGUGCUAGACAAUACCAGAGUGCCCCACUUCAUGAAGGACUUGGAACGUUACCGGCAGCAGCUGGAACACAUCAUGACCACCAACCGGCUGGAUGAAGCGGAGCUGGGCCGCCUGCUGCCUGACUGAUGUUGACUAAGGGUUAUAGACAGACGCUCUUGACAGAGGUCACAGAUCGGAAUAUGAAGUUCUUUAUGGUUCCAUAGCCUAGGUGUUUCUUGGGGGCAUUUGGGAGGCCAGGAGCAUCGUGGGCAGAUGAGAAGCAACGUUAGAAGGUUUUUGUCCUUGCUACCCUUCCUGGGGCCUGUGAACUGCAGCAGCAUGUCACAUAAACUCCUGAGCAGGGGAGAUGGGAGGGCGAUGAGAUGGGAGCUGAGUGUGAAUAGAAAUGUGGGUUGGUUUGGGAAUAGAAACUUGUUCCUGCAUGAGAUGGCUUUGGGUGUCUGGUACCACUCCUUCCCUUCCCCCUACCUGGCCGAUUGGUGCUCCUUCUACACUCAUACCUCUACCUCUCACUGGGGCCAGCAGGAGUUGGGAACCCCUCUGAGGUGAUUUGCCUGAGCAUGGGGUUCCGGCUGUCACUCAGGCUCAGAGACCCAGCUGGGCUGGGCUUUGCCUUUCAGCAUUCUGUCUGUCUCACUGGUCAUGCAUUGUUCCAUAGUCGCCCUCAUGGGGUCAUUUCAUGCCUCCAGGCGGGGCCCGGAAGUAGUAGUAGUAGUAGUAGUAGUAGUAGUAGUAGUAGUAGUAGUAGUUCCAUGUAGGGGCAGGAUCCUUUGGAAAAGUACCGUAUGUUCCUAGACCCCUUCCUUCCUUCCUUCCUUCCUUCCUUCUUUCCUUCCUUCCUUCCUUCCUUCCUUCCUUCCUUCCUUCCUUCCCUCUCCCUCUCUCCCUCUUCCUUCCUUCCUUCCUCCCUCUCUCCCUCUUCCUUCCUUCCUUCCUUCCUUCCUUCCUUCCUUCCUUCCUCCCUCCCUCCCUCUCCCUCUCUCUCUCUCUCUUCCUUCCUUCCUUCCUUCCUUCCUUCCUUCCUUCCUUCUUUUCUUUCAAAGACUUAUUUAUUUUAUGUAUACGAGUACACUGUAGCUGUCUUCAGACACACUAGAAGAGGGCAUCAGAUUCCAUUACAGAUGGUUGUGAGCCGCCAUGUGGUUGCUGGGAGUAGAACUCAGGACCUCUGGGAAAGCAGUCAGUGCUCUUAACCACUGAGCCAUCUCUCCAGCCCCCUAGACCCCCUUUCUUAUCACUCACACAGACACACUGUGUCUUGUGUCUUGUGAGUCCAGCACCUGGUCCCACCCUCAGUCCCCAUGUUAGUCUUGGUUGUGCCUGUCUUUAACCACAGCCUCACAGCUGGUCUCUGGCAGUGGUUAGGACAGGCGGGAGCAACCACAAUCAAACCUACAGGGCAGGCCCUAGGGUUUGUUAUCCCACGUUCAGGCCAGGAUUAGUACAGAGCUGGUUAAGGCUUUCAUUUCACUUCAGAUUCAGCGGUGGGAGAGUGAGCUAGUACUGUCCUAACCCUGGCUUUUCAGUUAAUGUUUCCAUCUGUGAAGCUUGGAAACACAGCUGGGAAGUUUGUAUUCAUUUACUUAGUAGAUAUGUGCAGAGCUCCUUGUGUAUGUCUGUGACUGGUUAGACCCCACGCCCCUCACUGAGCUCCCAGUUCAGAGGAAAGCCAGACAAUUAAACAGCAGUUACAAUGA